This is a messenger RNA of Symbiodinium necroappetens, 813 nucleotides long. The record is from the annotation of a GenBank genome assembly. NCBI's taxonomy places the organism in Eukaryota, Dinophyceae, Suessiales, Symbiodiniaceae.
AUGGUCGACAUAGUCGGCAAGGCGGGCACCAGGCCCAAGUGGCCCUCCUUCAACGCGCAGUCGCUUCCGAGCAAAGUCGAAACGGUUCAGCUCCUCACGUUGUCUGAAUGCACCGACACACGAUGGUGGCGUACAGCGUUGCUGCUUCCUGGCAUGAUUGUCAAGAAGAAAGGCGUAGUCGACCUUUUUAUGGUUGCCGGUCGAUGGCCUGAUCGCGCUGCUGCAUGCCUUUGGCCAAUGAAGAAGUUGACAAACAAGGUGAUGGUGCCCGAGACCAUCACCCACAAGAGUCAGUUGACCUGGGCAUGUGUCCUCAAUGUGCUGGAUUGGCAAGCAGUCGAGCACGAAAUCAUGAGCCCCCUGCAUAUGUUCCUUACGGACAAAGCCCUCAGAUCCAGGGCGGAUCUGCAAGGUCGUGUGCUUGUGAAGUCGAAUGGGACCGUGCCCCUCCUGACAUACUUGGCCAACAAAGGCUUCAGUGGACUGCCGUUGCGGUUGGUGAAGCGCAUCCGAAAGGAGCUGCUCGGCCAUGCAGUCGACACCGACGGGGGCGAGGGUGAAGCGGAUGAGGAGGCGGAAGCAGUCGCUGAUCCAGCUGACGAACUUUGCGACAAUGUGUGGGCCGCCGUGACGGGAACGCUGGAGUGCGGAGAUGCUCGUGCGGCCGAGAUUCUGGAAAAGUCGAUUGCACUCCGAGGCCCCGACAACAAGUACUUCGAUCUCUUAAAUUGCGAAGAGAUCCAGGAUGCUUUCAAGGAGGACGACUACAAGGAAGUCGCAAAAUAUUUGGAGAAUGUGGAAAGUCGCGACAAG